AUUAGUCUAUGUCUAUAAAAAAAAAUUACUAAAAUCGUCUGUGAUCAAGAUUGUAAGCACAUGAGAUCUUGAUUUUCAGUAUGAAAUGCCAUGCAAUUAUUCUAAAUAUAUAUCAAAAAAUAUAAACAAAUGCAUGACAGAAAAAGUUUAUGAAAAUUCGUGAAUUUUCUCUUUCUUCUACAUUUUAUCUCAUCAGAUAUUAAUAAAAGUCAUGUACGACAUCACUGAGACAAUUGUAUCGCAAGCUACAGAUCCAAAAGUUGCUUUUAUAGCUGCAACUGUCUUUGGUUAUUGCUUGUAUAGAUUAAUGGGCAUGAUAAAAGAAAAAAGUCAUCAAUUUUCUGAAGACUCAGACGAAAUGGAUAAUAGUAUGGUAUAUACUGACAAAUAUGAUAAUUACAAGUUGAUUCUAGUAAUCAGAACAGAUUUGAAAAUGGGAAAAGGAAAAGUGGCAGCGCAAUGUUCGCAUGCUGCUGUUGCAGCGUACAAGGCUGCGAGAAAACAUCCAAAAAUUUUGAAAGCCUGGGAAGAGUCUGGUCAAGCUAAGAUCACUCUUAAGGUUGAUAGUGAAGCUGCUCUUCUGGAAAUAGCAAAGCAAGCUAAAGCUGUAGGUCUGUUAUCGAAUAUUGUACAAGAUGCAGGACAUACCCAAAUAGCAGCAGGAAGUAAAACGGUGUGUGGGGUCGGACCUGGUCCAGCAAAAUUGAUAGAUCAAGUAACUGGACAUUUGAAAUUGUUUUAACUACUCAUCAAAUAAAAAUUAUGAUCUUUUUAAUAUGUA
Messenger RNA from Cataglyphis hispanica, 781 nucleotides. Its product is annotated as peptidyl-tRNA hydrolase 2, mitochondrial-like. Bases 212 to 742 code for a protein of 176 amino acids. Gene Ontology annotation, cellular component: mitochondrion; cytosol. Gene Ontology annotation, molecular function: peptidyl-tRNA hydrolase activity. The record is from RefSeq and is a predicted model, not a curated record. NCBI's taxonomy places the organism in Eukaryota, Metazoa, Arthropoda, Insecta, Hymenoptera, Formicidae. The transcript has 4 exons.